UAGCUCCAGGUUUACUAUGGAACGGUUCCUCUGAGUUCACCGUGAAGGAACCGCAUGGAAACGACGCGCAGCAGACGGAACGUCCUCUGCUCCUCCGCCUCACGCUGAUGCACGUCGAUGCACGUCGAUGCACGGAGGGCCAUCUACGAGUUGAUGAUGGCCGUCCUGAACUUGUCCUUCGCUGCAUGUGGUUUCCUGGGGGUCUACCACCUGGGUGCUGUGGGGGCUCUCCUCCGCCACGGGGACAAGCUGCUGGGCUCCCUGGGGGGCUGUGCGGGGGCCUCGGCUGGGGCCCUGGUGGCUGCAGUCCUGGUCACGGCUCCGGAGAAGUUGGAGGAGUGUAAAGAGUUCACGUUCAGGUUCGCUGACAGUGUGAGACGACAGCGCUUCGGAGCUGUCACCCCAGGAUACGACUUCCUGCUCGCGCUGCGGGAGGGGAUAGAAGAGAUGCUGCCCAGCCAGGCUCACCGGCUGGCCACCGGCCGCCUCCACGUCUCUAUGACACACUCCAAAAGUGGCGAGAACCACAUCCUCUCCACAUUCAACUCCCGGGAGGAGCUCAUUACGGCGCUGCUGGCCAGCAGCUAUGUGCCCGUCUACGCUGGACUGAAACCCGUGGAAUUAAGAGGACAGAAAUGGAUUGACGGAGGGUUCACUGAUAGCCUGCCAGUUCUACCCACGGGACGCACCAUCACUCUGUCUCCCUUUGCUGGGCUUCAAGAUGUGUGCCCGGUCCACAGGGGGCGCUGCAACACUCACCUCAGACUGGCCAACAUGGACAUCAUGUUCUCCGUGGAGAACGUCCGCCGUCUGAAGCAGGCUCUGUUCCCUCCGCCCAGCCGCCGCAUGCAGUCGUUAUGUGACGACGGGUUCACCGACGCUGUGAGGUUCCUGAAGAGAGAGGCCUGGAUGAGCUGACGCUGCCUGAAGGAAAGAACCAAUUGUAAAGGGAUGGGGCCUGGAUCUUCUCAGAAGGUCGUCCAUACAACGGGGGACCUCUUCUCAUGUGUGAGUGUGUGAGCGUGGGUGAGGGUGUGAGAGGGUCAGUGAGGGGGUCAGUGAGGGGCCUCAAGUGUCUAAAGGAGAAUAAUGGCCCCAUCUGGACCCUUCCUUAUCUAUCUUCCUGGUGAGGUAAGGACUGUGAUUGCUCUUUCUAAACUAUGAAUACAAUGAGCUCUCUGUCUAGUCAUAUUCUUGGAUGAGUGCAGUGCAGAAGGGGGGGGGGGGGGGUGCAUACAAAUUCCUUAGGUGUCACUGUUAUCUUUCUUUAGAUCAGCUCAGGCGCCAGAGCGCCUUGCCGAAGUGUUCAACUCUCAUUCAGUGUUUUUCCACCUUACACAUAAUCUAUAUGCAAACAAUACUAGGCUGUGCUAAGCUAAAAUAUAUAUUCUUUACAAAAGGCAACGGAGAUAAGCCACGACGCUUCUCGCUGUGAGCGCUGCACGUGCAGACAGCAUUUAACAGAGCGGAGCAGGACGUGCACUCUGAUCGCUCUUUUAAUUAAGUAUCGAUACAAAAAAUAUGCUAAAUCACAUCGUUUUUAACAUACGGGUACUUUGUUAGUAUCGCUACACCGUGCAGCGUGACAGCAGCAGAUGUAGCGGACUAACAUUCAAGCUAACCUAACUUCCCAAACGCUGUCGACAUCUGCACGCUGAUUGGCCGAGACGCGACACGUCCCAUCAAAGAUGUUUUAUUGCGAAGAGCACCACUUCACAUUUUUACCAGGUCUCACUGCAAUCUCAACGGCAGCGAGCCAGGUGAAAAAAGAAAAAAAAUCGGAACGUGUCUCUGAUAUUGUUCAGGGGGCCACAUGGGGACCACUGCUCAGGAGAGGAAAGCUGUCAGUCUGUUUGUGACGGGUUCAUCCACAUGCUGACCAGUGGAUCUCCAGGACCUUUCCAUGACUUUAAACCAAAUUUCCAUGAUUAAACAUUUUGUGAAAACUCUGUCUAUACGUGACAAAGUGAGAAGAUGUAGUAUUUAAACUAACAAUGAGAAUUCCAAAGCAUACCGUAUAUAUACCGUGUAAAUUAAAAUGUGAAUAAAACUAAUUUUCAUUACUUUUCCAAAUAUUUUGAGAUUGUAUUUUUUUAAAUUACUUUUCUAUGCCUGCUAAUAGCCAUUUAAGAAUUCCAUGACUUUUCCAGGUUUUCCAUGACCGUACGGACCCCGUUUUGAAUAAAGGGUUGAAAAUUAAAGUUUUUUUGUUUUUUUAUUCGAUUAAUCGAUUAAUCGAUAAAAUAAUCAACCGAUUAAUCGAUUAUCAAAAUAAUCGUUAGUUGCAGCCCUAGUUGUUUCAGAAAAAGGAGGGAUAGAGGAGAUAGCUAAUGUACUACAGCUCAAGUGAGACCAUAGAGAGGGGCGAGCAGGUUGCACAAAGCAACUGGGAACCCUGUAAUGUGUCACGAGCUCAAGGUCAACACAGAACAAGGCGUUCACACAUGUUUGACCUCAAGUACAUUCUCCAUGAAAGCGGCAGAAGAUGAUCUCAAGUCAGAGAUUGCAAGCUACAGAAGAUGCAGAGACAGUUGUGACUGGUACCGAGAUAUGGCGUUCGAGGAGUGAUCAGGUCUGGCUGGCUCACAGCUUUGCAACCAAACACUUAACACAUUAAGAAACAAGCACCUACAUGAAGAAAUAUAUCUAGAGAACACAUUCACAGGAGCAGACUAUCGCCCAGGGAGGGGAUAGCAGAGUUCAUGGCGUGGCUUUGGAGAAUGUUUGAGAAAUGAACAAACCAGAGUUAAGUUUUUCUUUGAGCAGGUUACCGGAGCUCACCAGGAGCCAGUGGACUAAGUCCAGGCGAAUGGGGUGCUCUGAAGUCAUUGCAAGGACCUCAGAGCGCCCUCGAUGUAAGUGGUCUCACACAGUGACACCAUUUCACAUUUUUGUAAAUAUGUUCAUAUUUUGUUUUAUUCUGAGACAUUAGAGCGAGAGUUAGGACUGCAACAUAGGAAGAUGUGUGCAGACAACAUCGACUCUCACUGCUCACUGGUUCCUGUCAUAAUGGCACCAUCAGGUGCAAAUGUUUUGUUUUUCCCCAUAAGCUGUUUUAGGGUUCGAGCACGAGAGAGAAGGUUGCUGGACGAAUACCUGCCUGCUAUCAGAUCCUAGUAGGAUUUGAAUAUUUCUAUGCCCUAGUCAAGGGCCAUAGAUAGGAUCAAUUACAUUUAUCAUAAUUCAAUUCAAUUUCAAUUCAGUUUAUUUGUAUAGCCGAAUUUCACAAAUUACAAAUUUGUCUCGGAGUGCUUUACAAUCUAUACAUAUCCCUGACCUUUGACCUCACAUCGGAUAAGGAAAAACUCCCAAAUAACCCUUCAGGGAGAAAAAAGGGAAGAAACCUUCAUAACCAGUAAAGAUAAAUAAAGUUAGAUUGGAUAAGUAAUUGAGACUUUGUUGGACGACGGAUGUGCAUUUAAUAGAUGAUUCCUCCCACACGGGGUGAGAAGCUGUUCCUCCGACUGAGUUAAAGAUUGCGAAUUCAAUCCUAGAAAAUACUAGAUACUAGAAAUUAAAAUGUAGACAAUUUUUCACAGUCAAGUGUCACAUUCUGUAUCGAGCUGGCCUCGUGGCUGCUGUGUUGUGUUUUCUAAUUAUCUGCAACAGCUACACCUGACGCUCCAGCAUCGACCUUCAUCGUGUGCUGGCUGCCUGCUGUGAGGACCUGCCCUGAUGAGCUGCCCACAGGAGCAUCGGACACCGUCAUCAUCUGGCUCAGAGUGACUGAGGAGCAGACGGAGAGCCAUCCUGAGGACCCCUGCGAUGCCAUUCGGAGCAGAGGGACAGAUGACAUCAUGUGGAUAUGCAAAUCCACCGACGGACCGACGGCUCAGCCAGUGAGAACCAUGAGGAGUAAAUAUCUCCCCGAGGGCUGGGACCUUUGGGAUGACUGCAGAGAAAAGUGGAAUGCGGAGAAAAGAGGAAUGCGGAGAAAAGAGGAAUAAAGAGGAAUGCGGAGAAAAGAAGAAUGCAGAGAAAAGAGGAAUGCAGAGAAAAGAGGAAUGCUGAGGAACUAGAGAACUGGAGUUGCAGAGCAUGUAUGCGGAGGGACUGGAUUCACAGGGAUGCACAGACACCUGCACAGAUAGACACUCAGUGCACACACUACAUUAACCGGAACCAUCAGGACGGUAAGAUGUGUACCUGUGUGAUGAAUACAUUCACACUGACACUUAGUGUUAGUUAGUUUCCUUGAGAAGCAGGGAUGAAAGGAGGGAGUGAUCUUCUUCCACAGGGAUGCUGAAUGAUAAUGAGUGAUAUUAAAUUGUUGUUCAAUGUUUGAUGUUUACAUAGAGGGUCAAAAUAAAAGGGCUAUUACAUG
Molecule: messenger RNA, 4324 nt
Organism: Pseudoliparis swirei
Lineage: Eukaryota; Metazoa; Chordata; Actinopteri; Perciformes; Liparidae
Gene: pnpla4
Product: patatin-like phospholipase domain containing 4
Exons: 8
Coding region: 118-918 (266 amino acids)
Biological process (GO): triglyceride catabolic process; lipid homeostasis
Cellular component (GO): lipid droplet; cytoplasm; membrane
Molecular function (GO): retinyl-palmitate esterase activity; triacylglycerol lipase activity
Source: RefSeq, a predicted model, not a curated record